Messenger RNA from Miscanthus lutarioriparius, 1059 nucleotides. The record is from the annotation of a GenBank genome assembly. Lineage: Eukaryota; Viridiplantae; Streptophyta; Magnoliopsida; Poales; Poaceae.
AUGGCUACUAGUCUUGUCAAGUGCCUGGUGGUGGCCGUGGCCGUGGCGCUCCUGGCGCUGUCGUCGUGCGGCGUGGCGUCGGCGGCGGGGAGGGGCAGACCCGGACCCAUAGCCACCACCAGGACGAGGUUGAAGCCCGGUGCCAAGCCUGCGGGCAAGUUCAUCACCGUCAGACCCGGACGGUUCGGCCACAAGCGCGACUACCAGGCCGCCUGCUCCGACGAGGGUGGUCCGGCGUGCUACGUCGGAUGCCCAAAGGAAUGCCCUAACAAGUGCCUCGUCUUCUGCUCCUACUGCCUCAGCUUCUGCAUGUGUGACAUCUUCCCGGGCACCUCCUGCGGCGACCCGCGCUUCACCGGCGGCGACGGAAACACCUUCUACUUCCACGGCAAGAAGGACCAGGACUUCUGCAUCGUCUCCGACGCCGACCUCCACAUCAACGCGCACUUCAUCGGCAACCACAACCCGGCCCUCAACCGCGACUUCACCUGGGUGCAGGCGCUGGGCGUCACCUUCGGCGACGACAACCACCGCCUCUACGUCGGCGCCCGCAGGGCCGUGGAGUGGGACGAGGAGGAGGACCACAUCCAGGUCACCUUCGACGGCGAGCCCGUCGACGUGGACGCCGUCAAGAACGCGCGGUGGGCGUCGAAGGCCGUCCCCGGGCUCUCCGUCACGCGGAUGGACACCGUCAACACCGUCAUGGUGGAGCUGGACGGCGUCUUCGCCAUCUCCGCCAACGCCGUGCCCAUCACCGACAGGGACGACCGGAUCCACAAGUACGGCAAGACGGGCGGCGACAGCCUGGUGCACCUGGACCUGGGAUUCCAGUUCCGUAACCUCACCAAGGACGUCGACGGCGUGCUGGGGCAGACGUACCGCCCGGGCUACGUCAGCAGGCUGGACAUCGGCGCCAAGAUGCCCGUCAUGGGCGGCGCGCCCAAGUACCUGUCCGCCGGUCUCUUCUCCACGGACUGCGCCGUGUCCCGGUUCCACCACCGCAGCGGCGGCGGCGGCGGCGGUGCUGGAGCCGGUGUCGUCACCACGUUCGCCUCCUAA